AAGAGAAGAAACCCUAGUUCACUCGCGUACCACACACAGCAACACGGUUUGAAACGACAGCGUUUAAGUGAAAAACGCAUGUUUAUAAAAGCCCUAGAAACCCUUAACCAUCAGCUUCCUCUGUCAUUUGCCGUCACCCGAACCCCAGAGAGAGAAAAACCCUAGGAGCAAAGAUGAAGUACAACCCGAGGGUCACCAGCUCCCGCCGCAAGAACAGGAAGGCUCAUUUCACAGCACCCUCCAGCGUGAGGCGUGUGCUUAUGAGCGCACCGCUCUCAUCCGAUCUCCGUUCCAAGUACAAUGUUAGGUCUAUGCCCGUCCGCAAAGACGACGAGGUUCAGGUCGUCCGUGGUACCUACAAGGGUCGCGAGGGAAAGGUCGUUCAGGUGUAUCGCCGGAAAUGGGUCAUCCACAUCGAGCGCAUCACAAGGGAGAAGGUCAAUGGCUCCACCGUGAACGUUGGUAUCAACCCAUCUAAGGUUGUUAUCACCAAGCUUAGACUUGAUAAGGACAGGAAGUCACUUCUCGAUCGCAAGGCUAAGGGUCGUGCCGCCGCGGACAAGGACAAGGGUACCAAGUUCACCGCCGAGGAUAUCAUGCAGAACGUCGAUUAAAUGGGGAGUAAUAGCUUUUUUUUGUUAUCCGUUUUUGGUUUAAGAAUCUUAUAAUUUUUAGAUCUAUCUUCUCUGUUUUGGGUUACUGUUGUUUUAAAUUAUUAUUAGGUUUCGACGUUUUGUUUGAGAUACUAUUGAGACAAAUGGAAAGAUUUUAUUUCAAUUUUAAAUCAUGGUUUCUUA
Molecule: messenger RNA, 797 nt
Organism: Cannabis sativa
Lineage: Eukaryota; Viridiplantae; Streptophyta; Magnoliopsida; Rosales; Cannabaceae
Product: large ribosomal subunit protein uL24z
Exons: 1
Coding region: 174-614 (146 amino acids)
Biological process (GO): ribosomal large subunit biogenesis; cytoplasmic translation
Cellular component (GO): ribosome; cytosolic large ribosomal subunit
Molecular function (GO): structural constituent of ribosome; RNA binding
Source: RefSeq, a predicted model, not a curated record